AUGGCUGCCAACGCUACCGCACACUUCGUCAAGAUGGCGUCGCGCACGCCACCUCUGUUCCUCGAAUGGCACACACCCACCGGCCAGGCAGUAUGUGCCGCCGGCGCGGGCCUCAUGUCCCACUGGGCUUACUUCUACCACGGGGAGCACCACAACCAGGGCAUGACCAUCAGCAAGUUCUACACCCUCCUCCUGCUGGUCACCCCCUUGCUGCUAUGGCACUACCUGCAACUCCCCGUGCUCGCAGCCGUAGUACGGGCGGUCAUGCUGGCAUUCUCCUACGCAGCCGGCCUCUUCGGCAGCAUGGCCGUCUACCGCUCCGUCUUCAGUCCCCUCCGCAAGUUCGAUGGCCCCUUCCUGGCCCGGUUCACCAACCUCUGGCACAGCUGGCAGAACACGUACAAGAGCGAUAACUACCGCCUCAUGACCAAGCUGCACAACCAGUACGGCGACAUCGUCCGCACGGGUCCUCACAACCUGUCCGUUAACGUGCCCGAGGCCGUCCAGAUCGUGCUGGGCUCCAAGUCCAAGUGUGAAAAGUCCCCCUGGUACGACACCUCGCUGCCCCUCGUGAACCUGCACUCGACGCGCGACAAGAAGCUACACGAGCUGCGCCGCAAGGUCUUUAACAAGGCCUUCAGCCCGGCGGCUCUGGUCGCCUACGAGGAGCGCAUCACCCUCCUGUCGCAGCAAUUUUGCGACCAGGUGGCCAAGUUCCGCGGCAAGGCCUUCAACGCUACUCACUGGUUCAAGUACUUCGCCUUCGAUGUCAUGGGCGAGAUCGGUCUCGGAGAAUCCUUCCACAUGCUCGAAAAGGAAGACAACAGACACAUCCCCGGCCUCGUGAUGGGCGGCAUGGCCGACAUCGCCUGGCUGCAGCCCAUCCCCUGGAGCACGCAUAUCGUGCACCGCCUCCCCUUCCUCGCUAAGGGGCCUAAGGUCUUCAUCAAGUUCGUCGAGGACCAGGCCGCCAAGCGAAGGGCGCGGGGCGCCACCAAGCCCGAUAUCCUGGCCAACCUGCUCGAGACAUACGAGAAGAGCGCCAAGGGCUUUCAGGACUACCAGUGGUUGAGGGGUGACACCCGGCUCACCAUCGUGGGCGGAAGUGACACCACUGCUUCCUCUCUCUCCUUCAUCUUCUACUACCUAGCCAAAUACCCCGAAGAAGUGCGGAAGCUCCGCGCCGAAUUCCAACCCCUCCUCGCCGCCUCGGGCAAACACCACCUCGACGUAAAAGACGUAUCCAAAGCCGUCCACCUCAACGGCGUGAUCCACGAGUCCCUGCGCCUCAACCCCCCAAUCCCCUCCGGCUACCCGCGAGUCACGCCCCCCGAGGGCAUAACCGUCGCGGGAACCUACAUCCCCGGCAACACCACCGUGGUCAUCCCCCUGCGAACAAUGGGUCACUCCGAGUCCUGCUACGCCCGGGCCGAGGAGUUCAUCCCGGAGCGGUGGUACAGCCAGCCCGACCUGAUCAAGCACAAGGACGCUUUCGCGGCGUUCGGGGUCGGACAUUACGGCUGUAUCGGACGGGUGCUGAGUCUGGUCGAGAUGAGGAAUCUGAUUGUCAAGAUUCUAAGCAACGGACCAUGCAAGUACUGCGCAUCCACAGGCGCAACAUGUUCCACCAGCGUGCGCCUCCAGAGGCGGCCGUACUACCACGUCUCAGAAGAGGAAUACCAGUGCUGCAUGCGCCUGCUCCGCCACUUCGUGCCCAACACCACGCUCGACCUCAAGACCAUGAAGGCCAUGAUCGCUGAGAUAGACCAGCAGGAGCACCAGCAGGGCGGUCCCACCUCGCCCACCCAACGACAGCAACAAGGCAGUAGUACCGCCGGUGCAGUCGGGGGUGCAUCCGUAUCAUCAGGUGACUCCACGCCGCCCAUCGAGACGGAGGAGAGCGAAGUCCUCCAGGAAGAGCUAGGCUGCAUGAUUAUCGACGCAAGAGGAAGCUAUAGAUACGUCGGCGCCGACUCCUCCGUCCGCUUCGCCAACGCCAUCUCCCAAGCCCCCCACCACCAGCCCCGCCGCCGCAAGAACGAUCCCGCCCUUAUGGUCCCACACGUACGAUCCCGCCUCCCGCCCGCAACCCCGGAGUCAGUCCACGGCUCCCCAGACAAGGGCGGCACCCCCAAAACCUACAACCAACUCUCCGGCCUCUCCAGCCUUAAUAAAAUCUACCUUCCCGAUCGCUCCGUCUGCCAGCAGUACGCCAUGCGCUUCUUCGACGAAAUCCAAAGCAUCUACUGGUUCUACUCCCCCGAGCAAUUCUUCACCUUAGUAGACCGCACCUACGCCGACGGGGGGUCCUCCGCGUCCGCAUCCUGGCUCUGCAGUCUGUAUUGCAUCUUCGCCAUCUGCUCCGCCCGCGAAGAAGGACCGGGGCCCUGCCCCCCCUCCCUCUCUGACUCUUCGAGCAGGCGGAGCAGCGAGUACCUAGCCUUGGCCAAGAGUCUCGGAGUCCAAGUCUGCGACGAAGCCGACACCGACGCCGUCGGGGCCCUGGCCCUCACGUCUCUAGCCCUCCACUCCUCGUGCUACACGGUGACCGCCUACCUCAUCGUCGGCAUGACGGUGCGCAUGGCCUACUCUUUAGGCUUACACCGGGAUAUAUCUCCCAGGGGGCAAGACUCCGUCUCCCGCGCCCGGCUGCACAGACUCUGGUGGACGGUAUACCUCCUCGACCAGGAGAUAGCGGUACAGCUCGGCUACCCCUGCGCCAUCGUCGACGACGCGGCUUGUAUCCGCACCCCGGCGGCGUGCGAGAGCAUCCUCGACCCCGGACGGCCCACGCCCCACGGGUACCAGGCCGUUUGCGUCGAGCUGGUGAAGGUGAAGAAGAAGAUCAGCCAUACCCUGUACGUAGCCCCCGCGUUAGGGACGAGGAAGGUGCCCUUCUCGGCCGUGACGGGCUGUAUAGGCGACCUGCGGGAUUGGCUGGCCAAACUGCCUCCCCACCUGUGUUGGAGCAGUGGUAUGUCGCCGAGUCAUAGGCGGGCGGUGGCGGUGUUGCAUUUGCGGUACUGGACUACGCUUAUCCAUGUCCAACGGCCGUUUUUGCUCUAUGCGGUUACGAGGGGGGCGGAGCUGGAGGGGAAUAAGAAGCGGUGGUACGAGGAGCUGUCAGGACUGUGUCUCGAGGCGGCGGAGAAGAGCGUGGCAAUUGUGGCGAGGAUGAGGGAGUCUGGGCUUUUGAGUAGCCUGGUGUUGUUUGAUACCCAGGUGUUGCAGGAUUUGGUGCAGGUGCUGCUGUUGGGGAAGGAGUGGGAGGGUUACCAGAGGAGGGCGUUCUGUGGGGAGGCGCUGGAGACGUGCAUGGCUACGCUGGAGGGUAUGGAGAGCGUGGGGUGGUGCGAGAAGAUAUUGCCGGAGUUGGAGGCGACGGUGGCUGCGAGGACGGCGCUGAGGGGGCAGAUGGAGGAAGGAACGGAGGGGGAGCAGACUGGUAUUUUUUAUGAUGGGGGUGGUGGUGGUGGUGGCGGUGGGUCGUUCGUUGCUGGGACUACGACGUGGAGUGGGACGACGGCACAGGGUUUUACGCCCGUGGCAGAUAGGAUGGGCGAUGCGUUCUUUGAUACUUUUCAGGACUUUGAGUACAACAUCGACGCACAGCUGGACGUCUUCGACACGCUGGACCUCGACAUGGGCACGUAUGUGCAAGACGGCUUAUAUUUCUAA
Phialemonium atrogriseum is the source of this 3678-nucleotide messenger RNA. RefSeq names its product cytochrome P450. The coding region runs from base 1 to 3678 and encodes 1225 amino acids. The transcript is spliced from 5 exons. The record is from RefSeq and is a predicted model, not a curated record. Gene Ontology annotation, biological process: DNA-templated transcription. Lineage: Eukaryota; Fungi; Ascomycota; Sordariomycetes; Cephalothecales; Cephalothecaceae. Gene Ontology annotation, molecular function: oxidoreductase activity, acting on paired donors, with incorporation or reduction of molecular oxygen; iron ion binding; zinc ion binding.